Acaulospora colombiana is the source of this 296-nucleotide messenger RNA. The record is from the annotation of a GenBank genome assembly. NCBI's taxonomy places the organism in Eukaryota, Fungi, Glomeromycota, Glomeromycetes, Diversisporales, Acaulosporaceae.
GUGUUGGUAUAAUGGCCAAGAAUCAACCGGCCCGUCUGAACUCAGAGGACAAGCUUUCGCUUUCUCCCGAUUCGACACCGUUUAGGACCUCUCGUCCUGCUCACCGCAAGGGCAAGCUAUCGGAACGAAACAAGUUCGUUAGAUCAGUGGUCAGAGAAGUCGUUGGAUUCUCCCCUUACGAGAGGAGAGUACUUGAAUUGCUUCGCAAUGGCAAGGAUAAGAAGGCUAGGAAGCUGACAAAAAAGAGGCUUGGUACUCUGCUCCGUUCAAAGCGCAAGAUUGAGGAGUUGCAGACC